CCUAAUCAGGGAGAAAAUCACACGGUCGUCGGUUGCCUCCCAGGUCUCCGGACGUAGCCUAGCGGGCUAGCAUGUUAACGAUAUCGACUCCGACUGGCGACGCGCUACCUAGCAGGUUAGCAUGCCAGCGUUAGCAGCUCCUGCUACUAUUAUGCGGCUGGUUGGUUAGCUGGUCAGUUAGUUGGUACUAACUGAUAACCCUUGAACCAACUUGCCAAGUACUCGUACUGACUCACAGAUAACUGGUUAGAGAACGAGAGGGCUGAGUUGCUGGGUGUACUGUCUAAGACUCCGUAAGAACGUUUUCAUCGGUAAACUUUAGCUUAUGUGGAUGCUGUAGCCUCAGUAGACAUUGGAGUUGUUGAGCUGGAGGGGGCACCAUGGAUUACGAGAGACGAAGCGGUCGGGGAGACCGCAUGGGUCGCUAUGGCAAUGACUUUGAACAUGACUACAGAGACAUGGACUACCGAGGGUAUGGGCAUGAGGAUGAAGAGCCUGGGGAAUCCUAUGAGGACAGGGGGCCCAAUGAAAGACUGUACAGGCGAGAAGAGAGAGCAGGUGCCGGGGUCAGAGAGUACAACAGCGGGCUCUUCCCUGACGGCCGGCUGGGUUUCCGGCAACGAGGACCGAGGGGGGAAGACGGCAGGGUGGGAAAUGACUUUGCACGUGGCCUCCACUCCCAGACCCACUCCAGAUUCCGCCGGGGGGACCACUCCUACGAAUUUGACCGAAAGCAUGAAGACCAUCGCAGGGAGUACCGACCAUUCAGGCCAGGGCAGGACAUGGCACCUGGAGGUGUUUACCCAGAGGAGGAUGAAGACCUGGGGGAGCUGGAGGAGCAAGGAAGCUGGGGCAGGAUGGAUGCCAGCGCCCCCUCUGGCCAGGAGGAAUAUGUAGGAAUGAGACAAGAGGAGGACAAAUACAACCAGGGUCCAGACAAGAGAGCGGAUUUCUCAGAUGUGCCGCAGUCCCGGGGAAGCAGCGAGAGAGGAGAGGGUGGGUACCCUGGUGGCCCAGAGUCCUCAGUUGAUUCAGACCUUCGUGACCAGGACUACAGGGCUGAUGUGGACCCCAACCAGAGGCCCAGUAACAUUAUCAUGCUUCGGAUGCUGCCUCCCAAUGCAACAGUCAAUGAAAUCCGCUCCCAGCUGCAGAAGCAGGGCAUCCAGCCCCGAGAAGUGCGUCUGAUGAGGAACAAGUCUUCAGGUCAGAGCCGAGGAUUCGCCUUCGUCGAGUUUAGUCACUUGCAGGAGGCCACCCGCUGGAUGGAGACCAACCAGAGGGUCCUCACCAUCUUGGGUCAGCGAGUCUCCAUGCAUUACAGUGACCCCAAGCCCCGUGCCAACGAGGACUGGUCCUGCAACAAGUGUGGAGUGCAGAACUUCAAAAGGCGAGAGAAAUGUUUCAAGUGUGGGAUCCCAAAAUCAGAAGCAGAAGUUAAAUUACCCGUGGUGCAUAAAGAAGCACUAUUAGGCCAGCCAAAGGAGUCAGGAGUUCAGGGCUUGCUGCCGCUGCCCACUAUCUACACCCCAGCUGCCCCUAUUCUGCCAUUGGCAGUGCCUGCCCAGCCGGUGGAGGUAGCCAAUGACACUCUGAUCCUGAGGAACCUUGGACCUCACACUGCCCUGGAGAGCAUCCUGACUGCCCUGGCACCUUUCGCUACACUGUCCCCAUCGAAUGUGCGCCUCAUCAAGGACAAGCAGACGCAGCUCAACCGUGGAUUUGCCUUCCUGCAGCUCAGCACCAUCGUGGAGGCAUCCCAGCUGCUCCAGAUCCUGCAGGCCCUGCAGCCACCACUGACCAUCGAUGGGAAGGUCAUAGCUGUGGAGUAUGCCAAGGGCUCCAAGCGUGACGUGUUCCUGACAGACAGCAGCCGGGUCAGUGCGGUCACCGCAGCCAGCACAGCCAUCGCUGCAGCUCAGUGGGCCGUCACUCAGACAGCACAAAAUGCUGCCACUACAUCACAAGGGGGCGAGUACAGCCUGUACCAGCAGGGGGCAGACGUGGGCACGUACACCCAGGAGGGGCAGGAGAUUCCAGGGUCGGAAGGGCAGGGAUAUGAAGGAGGGCGUGUGACAGGGGCUGGAGCUGUGCCAGCUGCUCCUGGGGCUGGACUGAUGGGAGCAUAUGGAGGAUCCACAGCAGCUACAGCUGUAGCAUCCUCUGAACCAGAGGCACCAGGAGUGGAUGCUUGCCAGGGGCCUCUGGGGGCCACAGCAGCCCAGGCACCCUCCACCCCUGGGGCCACGCAGUCUGCACAGGCCGUACUCUAUACCCAGGCCCCCACGGCCCAGAAGACUGAGAUCAUUGGGAAGCCCCAGCCUGCGGCCCCCAGACAGCCAGCGACCCCCGGCACGCCAUACGAGUAUCAGCAGUACCCUGUGCCAGAUGUGUCCACCUACCAGUACGAUGAGAACUCUGGCUUCUACUAUGACCCGCUGACUGGCCUGUACUACGACGCCACCUCUCAGUAUUACUACAACUCCCACACCCAGCAGUACAUGUACUGGGAUGGGGAAAAGCAGACCUACACCCCAGCUCCCGCUCAGUCCUCCACGGAGACUUCCUCCGAGUUCCCACCCUGCAACCUGGCUUCUUCCAGCAAGGAGAAGAAGAAACCGAAGACCAAGACGGCUCAGCAGAUUGCGAAGGAUAUGGAACGUUGGGCCAAGAGCCUGAACAGGCAGAAGGAGAACAUGCGCUCAAGCGCUUCCACCUCCUCCCUGCCGGGCCGCGCCGAUGACAGGAAGGAGUCCGCCAGCGCCGACGCCGGAUAUGCCAUCCUGGAGAAGAAGGUCGUGCCUGUCCCCCCCAUCCCACCCGGCACCCUGUUGGAGAGGCCGCAGACCCUGAUGGACCAGCUGAAACGAGUGGAGGAGAGAGGGAAGAGCAGCCCCCCUCAGGGCCUGGUGGCCGCCUACAGUGGCGAGAGUGACAGCGAGGAAGAGGGUGGCGGGGAGAAGGGGAGCGUGGACAAGGAGGAGAAACUGACGGACUGGGCCAAACUGGCCUGCCUGCUGUGCAGGAGACAAUUCCCCAGCAAGGAAGCCCUUCUCCGGCACCAGCAGCUGUCGGAGCUGCAUAAGCAAAACCUGGAGCAGAGGAAGAGUCGGCAAGCAGAGCAAGACGGCUCAGAGAGACGGGAGGGUGAGCUGAAGUACAGGGAUCGAGCUGCAGAAAGGAGGGAGAAGCUUGGUGUUCCAGAUCAGCCAGAUGCCAAGAAGAUGAAGUUCAGCCCCCUUGAUGGAGUGUCAGAGACCACCCUGCAGUGAUGCUGUGCGGUAGGGCACAGAAGAGCUUUGCAGUGCACAGCAAGGAGAGCGAUGGGGUUCCCAGUACUCCCAGUACUCUGGGAGUACUCGUCUCUGCUGACCCGUCCUGAGUGUCCAUCCUUCUUCACGCCCCACGUCAUAUGGUGCGAUGGCACCGCAAGCAGUAUGGAUUCACAGCGGGAGCAGCGACUGUCCUUCCGGAACCUUCCUAAGCUUCGGAUGUGCCCUGUGUUGGUGUGAGGAGACGUGAGCAGAGAGACUGUUGCUGCCUUAGCAGACGUGUGGUAGCAUCGUGCCGUAUUUACAGUGCAUCUGUUCAGUACCGCUAUACAUUUCAAGUCGAUGUACAGCCAACGUGCAGGGACCUGUGCUGUGUAAACUGAGCAGCCCUCUGGGUCUACACGUGCAUCAUUUACAGUGCGUUUACAGCAAGUGGUGGAGCGCCGAACGCUGCUGUCCAGCUGCUGCCUUUUCAUUAAAAGUGUGUCUGUCCGUGUCCCUCUAUGUGUUUGUUUGGUGAUGAUGGGUUAAGGUUUCUUCCUGCUUGGUGUGACAGUGACAGGUGACAGUGUAUUCGGGUGUCACCCACAUUGUUUACAUGUUUUUCCAGGUUGGAAUGAAUCGCAAAUGUGACUGCUUUCAUACCUGCAUUUUCCCUCUUCAGUCUUUAUACGUGCUGCCCGCAGUCUCGACGUACUGCUGUCAGUAAAGUGAAAAAAGUUUGAAUGGGUAUAAGUAGCAUAAAAUUGGCAUAAAUUACAUGGCAUUUAGUUUAGUAACCCUGGGCAGGUGUGUCUUCGGCUGUCGUAUUUCCUCUAAAAGCCAGCGUUACCUGUUACACGUGCUAACCCUUUUCUGGGGCUGUUUAUAUUCAGCCGGAAGGAUGGCACAAUGUGCACCUCUCUCCCUCAGUCCUGCGAGCGCGGCUCUGGUGCCACCUGGGGCACGUGCAUCUCGUCUUCUGUGCCCUCUUCUGUCCUUAUGGCCUCCACCCCAGCUGCAACUCUCUGCCACUAUCGUCCCAGUACACAAGAAAAUGUCUAAUGCAGUCAAAGUUAAUGAGAUUUGAGAACCUAAGCUUCAUUUGUACUGUGGCAGCCAAAAUGACGUACUACAAGAAAUGUUAGUAGUUUUGUAUUUUUCAAAGCAUGUAAACUAUGCAUUAAGUGAUCCGUAUCGCCCCUCAGAAUGUAGUGUUCCGUGUUGCACGCUGAACUCGAGCCUUGUGCAUCGGUGCUGACACUUCCAUGUACGGGCAUGUUGUUGUACAAUUUGUGUAUAUAUUUUUCCUGUAAGUAAUCAGUUGGUUAUUAAGUUAUUGGUUCCAGAUGUUUUGUCUUCUGGCCCAAGCAUUCUGUGUAUUGUUAAUUAUGGCAGUGAUUGUUCACUUUGUAAAUGUACAUUUGAGUUCAAAGGUCUAACUUUUGUGUUUAACAAUUUUGCUGCUAUGUUAUUAACCAAUGAAACAUUUAUAUUUUUAUCUUCGAUUGUAAUUUGAUCUUUUUACGCAUGCCUUUUUGGCGACUCAAAUUAAUUUACUUUACGUGUAUCCUAAUUGCGUUUGUUUUGUCUCGGAAGUUUGUUAUAAUUAAAAAUGAGUAUAAGCAGGA
This is a messenger RNA of Paramormyrops kingsleyae, 4882 nucleotides long. It is a transcript of the gene rbm10, whose product is annotated as RNA binding motif protein 10. Gene Ontology annotation, biological process: mRNA splicing, via spliceosome. The record is from RefSeq and is a predicted model, not a curated record. Gene Ontology annotation, cellular component: nucleus. Gene Ontology annotation, molecular function: RNA binding. Lineage: Eukaryota; Metazoa; Chordata; Actinopteri; Osteoglossiformes; Mormyridae.